Pyricularia grisea is the source of this 537-nucleotide messenger RNA. RefSeq lists its product as uncharacterized. Gene Ontology annotation, molecular function: structural constituent of ribosome. Gene Ontology annotation, biological process: translation. The record is from RefSeq and is a predicted model, not a curated record. Lineage: Eukaryota; Fungi; Ascomycota; Sordariomycetes; Magnaporthales; Pyriculariaceae. The transcript is spliced from 2 exons. Gene Ontology annotation, cellular component: ribosome. The coding region runs from base 1 to 537 and encodes 178 amino acids.
AUGUCUAUCUCCUGCAGAUAUGCAGCUCAGUGCUGCUCCCGUCAAUUGCGCGUCUCGCCCUCGAUUCGUGUUUCCGGUGUUGCUGUUCAAAGGAUAGCAAGAAGGCACAACUCAACCGAGGCCGUCAGCCCAAAGAUCACCACCAUCGUCGACCAAAUCAGCCAGUUGACUCUCUUGGAGACGGCAGAGCUCGUCUCUAGCCUCAAGUCACGGCUGAACAUACCCGAUCUGCCUGUUGGAGGCUUCGCUGCUGCCGCUGCCCCCGCCGCCGCUCCUGCCGCUGCCGAGGAGGCAGAUGAGCCCGCACCAGCGGCCGCUGCCAAGACUGUUUUCACCCUGAAGCUCAUGUCCUUCGAUGCUGGCGCCAAGGCAAAGAUCAUCAAGGAGGUCAAGGGUCUGCUCGGCCUGAGCUUGGUCGACUCCAAGAAGUUUGUUGAGAGCGCACCCAAGGUUAUGAAGGAGUCGGUCCCCAAGGAAGACGCAGAGAAGAUCAUCGCAACCAUGAAGGAGCUUGGUGCCGUGGUGACCAUGGAAUAG